AUGUGCGUCGUGGAAGCCCUUCGGGUCGUGGAGGCAGUAAACACUGGCAAAGACUCUCGCGGUUGCCUGCCGUGGCGCGUUGCUGACAGAAACGUCGUGAGAUACCAUGCCACCCACGGCACACUACCGGCGCGGCCUAAGUGCAGCAACAGUCAAUGGGAAUUGGUCGUGCGAAUGUGCGCGCUGGACCCGAAGCAGCGGAUUAAAAUAUCGACUGUGGUGGACGAGCUGGCCAGACUGGCGAACUCCGGCGUCAAUACCCAAGCAAUGGCCGAGCCCGACACCUUGUCAGCGGAUGUCACGAAUCGAGUUUCUGUCCCCGACAUGAUUGCUGCAGCCCGACAUGAGCUGGCUAGGCUGGCCAAACCUGUCGUCGAAAGCCCAAUGAGGGUCCCGCCCAACGGAGUAAAACGCAAAAGACCUCGAAGGUGGUUGGCGAGCUGGCGAGUCCUGGUAUCUAGUGCCAAGCGAUGUUCUUGCUCGACAUUACCAGACGAUGUCACGGAUGCAGUCUCUACCCCUGGAGCUCGGCAGGGGACGGAGACAUUGCAAGGCAACACUGACCAAGUGAUUUCGCUGUGCUCUUCAUUGUGGGAAAGGCUUGAGCGCGUGCAUGAACAGAUCACUGUCAUUACGAUCGAAGACUGCUGCACUUCGUUCCACUUGCUUGUGGUCGAUGCUCACGCAGCCACGACAAAGCUUCAAGUCCGGGAACGCGGCAUUAUGGCGCUAGCAGAGACCACGAUGCGGUUUUACGCCUUGGGUCGAGCGUUAACAAAGUUCUGCGAAGCAUACUUUGUUGACGAUGUAAACGCUGGGGGAGCCUGA
Phytophthora sojae is the source of this 828-nucleotide messenger RNA. RefSeq lists its product as hypothetical. Bases 1 to 828 code for a protein of 275 amino acids. The record is from RefSeq and is a predicted model, not a curated record. The transcript has a single exon. NCBI's taxonomy places the organism in Eukaryota, Oomycota, Peronosporomycetes, Peronosporales, Peronosporaceae.